Molecule: messenger RNA, 920 nt
Organism: Gilbertella persicaria
Lineage: Eukaryota; Fungi; Mucoromycota; Mucoromycetes; Mucorales; Choanephoraceae
Product: regulatory subunit of cyclin-dependent kinase
Exons: 3
Coding region: 119-820 (233 amino acids)
Biological process (GO): regulation of mitotic cell cycle
Cellular component (GO): SCF ubiquitin ligase complex; cyclin-dependent protein kinase holoenzyme complex
Molecular function (GO): protein kinase binding; ubiquitin binding; cyclin-dependent protein serine/threonine kinase activator activity
Source: RefSeq, a predicted model, not a curated record
UCUAUACCAAGCCUUAUUUAAGACAUCUUGUUAAGAGUGACAGUCACGGAAUCGAAUUGUUUUAUUGGAUAAAACAAGUGAGUCCUUUACAAAGUUAUCUUUUUGCUUAAAGCAUAGAAUGAACAACGACGAGAACCAAAACACGCAGACCAAAAACACAGGAUCAGUAAAUCAUUCAGAGAGAAAUGACUAUGGCGGUAAUCUGAUGCCAAAGACGAUUCAUGAACUUCAAGAGAUACAAGCAAGAGGACGCAAGUUGUUGAUCAAAAAGAAAUAUAUCAAAAGAAACAGAAAUGUAUUACCAGAACAGAUCAAAAAGACAGAAGAAGAACUUCGACUAGAAAAGAUACAAAAGCAAAAAGACAUUGAUGAGUAUUCAAGUCAAAUUGUGUAUUCAAAUUACUAUUUUGAUGAUGAGCAUGAAUACAAGCAUGUUGUUUUACCAAAGAACUUGGCUAAUUGGCUACCAAAGCCCCCUAAAUUGCUUGAACCUGCACAGUGGAUAGAAUUGGGCGUAUAUCAAACAUCAGGAUGGGAACAUUAUAUGAUUUAUGCUCCUGAGCCACACGUAUUGUUGUUCAGAAGAGAAAAGAACUAUCUAGCUAAAUAUGGAGACAACAAUCCUCAGGUACCUGAGAGUCUAAAAGAACAACACAUAAGACAAUCUCAAGAAUAUAUUCAAAAACAAAAGCAAAAGUACAAGGAAGCAGAAAGAAAAGCCAAGGUAACAGCAAUAUCAGACAUUCCACCUCAAGAGCAUAUCCCUGCAGCCAACUAUCGACCCAUGACUCGCUCAUCUACUGCAGCUGGUAAACAAUAAACUGUAUUUAUUUUGUAUGUAUGUAUAUAUAUAUAUGUGUGUGUGAGGAGGUAUCGGUAAGCCAUUUUGAAAAGGCAAAUUUAUACAUUCAAGAAAUGGC